GCUGACGUCACCGCGCUCUGUCCCCGCCCCCUGCUUGUGUGCGGCUGUUAGCGGAAGUUUCGUUCCGUCGAGAACUGGGACAGCAAGCGGUGAGUGUAUGAAUUCGUACUAAGCUAAUGGGCCGCGGGUGGGAUUUCCACCGCUUUAAACGGGUCCGAACCGAUUCUUAUUCGAGCGUAGUGAUAUUUAAGGGGUCCUCAAACGGAGGGCGCGCUAGAGGUCCGAAUUUUAGCCGUUAAUGUUAGCUUGGAGCGGACAUGAAAGGAGCCGUUAGGAGACAAUGCAUGAGUGUGUGCGGCGUUAGCUAGCAUCUGUACCGUACUACCGUCGGCUCGGUUAUUGUGUAGAGUGUGUGUUAGUGUGUGAGUGUGUGACUAAACCGGGAUUAAACUCGAGUGCUACUGAGGACGAUGAUGAUGAUGAUGGGUCAAAUAACAGAGCUUAGCUUCAGCCAUUCAUUGUCUUUUCCUCCACCUCCUCUUCUCCACCUCCUCCUCCUCCACCCGCUGCUUCCUCUGCAGACUCUCCACACAUUCAUCUGAUCACGUUAAAACCUCAAAGAUUUUAUUUUCUGUUUUAUUUUUUAAUUCGACCCCUGCUAGCUACCAGAGCAGAGAGCUGCUACUAGAUAGAGUGUGUGUGUGUGUGUGUUGGAGGAGGGGGAAUGCCUGUCACUCAAUGCCGCAUAUUAUCCUGUUGUUUGCCAGCCAUCCAUAGCCACUGAGCAAAGAGCUGUGUGUGUGUGUGUGUGUGUGUGUGUGUGUGUGUGUGUGUGUGUGUGUGUGUGUGAGACUGCAGCACGCUCCUAUUUUUCCGUGUUUGACUUAAAUGUAAUCGGAGUCACGCAGGAUGGAGGAGACUCGUGAUGUGUUUUAACUUGGCUGUAGCAUUUGAGUCGAUUCUGUUUGUCGCCUCCUGACCUGCUUUGUGUCACAAAAAAAGAAGAAACAGCAGAAACACUUAUUCUCAUUUUUUUUACCACACACCUAGUAUCGUUGUUGUAGCUUUGUAUGGAAGCCUUAAGCGGACAAGCAUCCAUACAUUUAAAUUAAUUAACAUUUAUAUAGCGCCAAUUCACAAAAACAUGUCAUCUGCAGGAAGAAACCAAAUGAAAACACAACAUUGAUAUUAGAUAAGAUUGUGUCUCUUCUCGUAAGAUCUCCUAUCCCUCCUUAAUCAAACAUGAUUUGACUCUUUGCAGCAUUUACUAAGUCACAGUGACAUAGACAAACUAUCAGCACAACCUAACUCGUGGUUACAGUAACAAAGAUGAUACUGGUCUUACCCCCAAAUCCCACCGCAUCCGGAACAGCUACGACAAGGCUGUAUCAGUCGAUCGUAGCUGAUCGUAACCAUUCAAGUUAACGUGUCAAUUUCUACCAGCUUCUUUCCGUUCCGCUGCCGAUCGCCGGACUCCGCAGCUGAUCGCAAGAGUUCUGUUUCUGUUUUUUCCGGACGCCGUAGCAUGGCGGAUAAAUUCAGCACAGAUUAACCUGUGCUGGAAAGGAAGUCGGGCACAGACACAAAAUAAAACAUCCGGCUUCUUUUCAAAAUAAAACACUCUGUGUUUCAGGCGGAUCGUAUUUCACACUAUGCAAAAGUAACAAAGAAGAUGCUUUAAGUAUAUGUACUAUUUAAGUAAAGAGAAUGAUGAGAGUAAUAGUAUUGAUACUCUAGGAUUGUCUUGUAAAUGAUCAACUGCUGCAGAAUCCUCCUUUUUUUUGACAUUAUUAAUAUUGUAGGCAGCGUAUUUUUUUAGUACUCUUCGACUCCUGCUCCUACUCAUACAUUUGUAAUUCUGCAUUUCCAAAACCAUGUCUAUAGUUUUUGGCAUUGAACACCUUCAGGGGACUGUUGACAACAAAGAAAUAAUCAAGGUUAAAGGGAAAGAGAGAGUAAACAAUGAGAUCACCAAAGUGACUCAAACCAGGAGAAAUAUUAGAUGUCAGUGACUCGCAUCACUUUGCUACAUGUUAUUUGCUCAAAGAAAACAACUCGUAAUAGCGUUCAUCAAUCUUCAAAUAGAUUAUUUAGUUAUUUAUUGAGGGAAAAAGUGAAACUUUCACAGUGGGAAAAGGAGCGCCUUUAUUCUGACUUGAUGUAAUUCACUCUGAUGGAAAAGAAGCGGUUAAUCUUUACAUUAGAGCGCAGCUGUCAAGUGAUUGUCACUUCGCAGCGAGGAGGCCCCAGCGCUGACAUCCAGACAUUAUCGCUUCAGUGUUUGGUUAAAUUAUCAGGGUCUCUGGCUCAAGAGUUGCAUGCUGUCACUGUUCUAAAAACCAUACAAAUGAAGAUUUUAACUAGUUUCAAAAACUUAAUUUGAUCAUUUAUAUUAAGCAGCUGUUUGGCAACAAAAGCACAAAUACACUUGAGUCUUAAUCCACAUUUUUUUGGUAUAAAAAGGCUCAAUAUUGCAAACAAAAUGACUAUUUCAAAUGGGCUCUGGCUGCCAGUUUUUCGGACAUUUUAAAGAACAAUUUGAUGAUUUCAAAACCUGCUCCUGUCUCAGAACAGAUCUCCACAAUCUCCAUCACAGACCGUCUUGUGUCUGAUUCACGCCGUCUUUUAUACUUUCAAGGCUUCCUUGAGUGUCAGUGGGUUGUCGUCGGUGCAUUUCCACCCCUGACUUGAAUAUUUAUCGUAAGUGUUCGGUAAAUACCCAUUAUUAAGGACUGUGGAAAAUCAAGAAGCCCUUAAUAAUCAGGUUGUUGCUGCAGCCUUUCAUUUGUUGGAGUGCACUGUCAGACGGCAGGUGUAAGUCGAUACUCAGAAAUCAAAAGCUGAAUGAAUUCACAUACACGAGUAACUCUUUUCUCUCUGUAGUUUCUAACCUCAGCUUGAAUCGGACUCGAUGCUUGUGCACAGCUUGACACUAUUUAUAAGCACCGGCCUCCUCCAGAUGCACAGAGAGUGAGCCAUUGUUUCUGAGAGCAGCUCUGAGAAACCCACAUGGUGCUCUAUGUUGGCAGUGCACUGUACAGGUCACUGUUAAUCUACUCAACAAUAAUGGGUGGAGAAAAAGGGUACAAAAGUGAUUAACAGCCUCUUUGCAUGCUACCUAUUUCUGGGGCUUGUCCUACAUGUUGAAACAGAUUGUGUGAUGUUCCUGCACUCGCUCACCUCUGGCUCCCUCUCUGCGUUUCCUUUAUUAUAUCUUUAUUUGACUCCUCUUCCUUUUACUCAGACUGCUUUUAGUCAUGUUAUCAGUGAGGCUCAGGCUGUUCCCAUUUCAGUGCAGCUGAAUUACAUUUGUCAAAAAAAAAGGGGGCUUUCAGAGCCGAAGUAGAAAUUGGCGACGGCGAAUGAACAUCUUGUGACGCACGCUUUAAUCACAUCACCGUUUGUUCAUGUCGUUUGGUCAAACAGAAUCAGGCCGAGGUGUUGGACGCAGCUUAAUUCCCCCUGGUGGGAAAGUGGAGGAGGCCUCCACAGUUCUUAGUUUGGGUUUAGUGAAAAAAUGCGUUCAGAAUACUUCCUAAAAGUGCUGUAAUAUUAUAAACAGUAUGUACUGGUAGUAACAUACAGUGGCUCAUGUGUUGGAAUCAAAAACUUUGUAAGUAAAGAUCGGUUUAUCAACUUUUAUUUGUCGUCUGGACCUGAAAAGCAGGCGUAGACUGACCUCCUUGUAAUAGUAUUUACUAAGACCCAACAUUAAUCCACCAUGAGCAAAUAACGCUGGCAAGAAAAGCUUCUUUUAACAGACUGAAACCUCGAGCAGAGCCAAACCUCUGUUGAACAGCCACCUGCUUCACCUGCAGCUGAUAAAAACACCUGUCCUAUUACCAACAUGGUGAUGAAAGAGAUGUCAGUGAAGGAGUCUUAUUUCUGUCUGUAAAAGUGACAAGAAAAGUUUCAGCAGGUUUUAGUUUAAGAAGGAAAAACGGUAAGAAGGGGCAAUGGGGACUAAUGAACAUUUAGGCAAAUUCUCAGUCAAUUUAACGUCCCAACUUAGUACUUUUAAAACAUCAUCUACUUUAUUUUUGACUCUUAGAUUAUGUCUAAAAUUUAUUAUUUUUUAUACUACAUUGGCAGAAUACACGCUGUUAGUGCUAUACAAAUAACUACAGAUGCCCUUAAGGUUGAAAAUCAGAUGUUAAGAAUAACAGUUAUCUAGAACCAGUUAAAUUAGCAUUACUUUUCUGAACCUUUGUUGUGUGUCUGCGUCUCAAAUUGGAGAUCUAAUGUAUUUUAAUUGCCGUCCCCCUCCUCUUGAAACCCUUUAAAAUGUCACUGGGACAUAUCUUUACAAACUGGACGGCUCUCAUCUUCCUCAGAGACGGCGUUAUUCCUCCACACAGCCGACAUUUUCUUUCUCACAAAUCCAAGCUUGUGACCAAUUUCUGCCCGUUAAAAUCCCCCCCUCAGUUUACUAGUUUGCCAAUAUUACAUUUAUGAGAGAAGAUAAAGAUAAGAUGCAAUAAGAUACACAUGACAUUUGAGCAUGGAGCGUUAUUUGCCCGCGGGCUGAUGUUGGUCUCAUCAAUUUUUUUUAAGGUCAGGUAUUUUAAUGGUUCUUGAAAUGAAAACAUUAUUCAAGUUGAACUGUUUGAGAGGUAAAGAGAGGAAAUCACAUGUUGAUAAAUCAGAUGUUAAAGGUGGGGUAGUCAGGAUCUGAGGAUGUUCCAGUUUUUAGAAGAAAUCUUGAAUGUAAACUCUACCCCUCCCAACCAGUUUUCCCCUCAGCUCCUCCUCUCCCCUCAAGCCCCGCCCACAAACAGACGCUCCUGCUCGCUUGUAUCGUUCCAAUUAAAUUCAGAUAUAAUGCAGAUAAAUCCUUCAGAUCAUUACAAAUGGGGCCCAGUCAAGGUGAAAGUCAAAAGCAUUGGUGCUACUGUAGAUGCCAACAGACUACCAGCAAACACAAUGUUUGCAGGACUUCUACAACGAGGAUAAAGUGACAUAGUCCAGGACCCGAGGGAGGACAGUUUAGCGAUGGCGCUACAACACGCUACAGCAGGUCCGUUUGACAAGAAACACUUCAGUUACAGACACUUGUCUUACUUUGUUAAAGCGGUUUACCUGUCCAGCAGAAAGGUUACAAGAUCCCAAAGCCUGUUGACCCGGCUUUUUAGCUCUUGUCCGGUCUACCUCCGUUUUAAGCGCCCGUUAUUCCUCCAGAGUCUCCGGUAUUUACUUUGUUUUCUUGCUUGUGUCGGCAGUCGUGGCCAAAGGAGGAUUCAGACAAUUUUCCGAACUUUCUGGUUGGUUUCUACUGUCCGAUAUUGUAGCACGCUAGAUGUUUCUUUAACGGAAUCCUGCCUACCCCACCUUUAACUUGAGUGCAGAUUGUUUCUACCUUUAACUGAAAGAUCAACAAAUGCGGGUAAUAUUUGCACCAUUUGCUUUUGGUUUAGGAGUUAUUGCUCAGUGUACCGAGGCUCCUCCUCUCUGCUGCAUGUCUUCCACAUCCAUCCAUCCACCCAGUAGCGGUUCUAGGCACGGGCGAACAGGGCAGCCGCCCGGGGCGGCAUUUGUGUCAUGACUCAUGGGGGGCGGCACGAGCACUUCCAAAAAAAUAAAAUAAAAGAUAAUAAUAAUAAAUCUUAACCGCAAAGCGGUUUUGUAUUAACUCUUGUUGUCAAAUUGGCGCCCCCCCGCUGCUGUGGGCGCCCCUGCUUGCUCCGAAGGUGCUGCACAGAGGCUGACAGACUGUAGGAGAUGAGGCGGGGAGAGAGUCGCGGGGGGGACAGCUCUGCUCUGUGUACGCAUGUCAGAAUAUCAGCGGGAGCGCGCAUACGUCAUUUUGUAGGUUUUUUAAUCACUUGGAGGCACUUGGAGAGGUGCUCGCCCGGGGAGUAAUUUGGUCUAGAACCGCCACUGCAUCCACCACAUUUAAAUGAAAAACUGCCCACAAAGAUCUUUAAAUGUGGUCAAAUCUCAUACUUGAAUAUUACAACAACACUGAAAACGUACCCACAAAAAACCACUUCAAUCCAUCCAGCCACCGAGGACAUUUUUCCUCUGAUAUGUUUGAUACUUGGAGAUUUAUUCCAGGCCUUUGUGCAGCUCUGAAUGAGACCAUUUCCUCCAGUUUAACUCUGCGCUGUUAUUAUUCCACUUUAAUUAUUCACCCAGGGUCAGGAUUCAGGGCAAAAACAACCUGCUUUUGUCCACUUUGGGUUGUGAAUCACACAUUCACCGCCAGCUUACAUGUAUUUUCAUCAGCGAACAUGACCUUCAGAGGAUCAUUUCUCAGAGCAAACAGGCGGGACGGAGCGGCGUUUAGCCUCCUCUGUCAUAACAGCGGUGGAAUUUUAACACCCAUGGACCAUAAUCCUGCUGGAGGUUUACACAUUAACCUCCACGUCUGAGACAUUUCCCCGUCUCCUCAUCUCCUGUUUACCAAUCAGACCGCCGGCCGGCUGACCCGCCCGACUCGUCUCAUUUCUCUUCCUCCUGUGCCACAUCUUCAGGGAGUUAAAGGGCAUCGAGAAGGGAAAGCUUUUACUGCCCGCCUUUACUGUAAAGAAACAACCUGAUCUCAUGCCUGUUAUCGGCGGCUGACUCACGGUGCAGAGUCGCACAUCUGCAGCUGAGUGCACCACCACAGGCAGAGAGAGAGAGAGAGAGAGAGAGAGAGAGAGGGAGUGUUUCAUUUGGUUAAUGUGUCUGGUUACUUGCUGACUUCAGACACCUGCCGACACACACAAACACAAACCUGGUGACUUCUGUUGUGGUUUUUCAGCAGCAGGCUCUUUGUGUCUUUGUGUGCUAGAAAUAUGUCCAGCUUUGUUUUUGCCCGCAGACUGAAUGCAGUGUUUGGUGACCUGCUCACCGUCAUCGCUAAUGUGAAAAACAACAUGACAGACACUUCUGUACAUGAAGCAGAGGCACAUGUGUCUCUGCAUGUCGCCUACUUUAAAUGAACCAGUUUCAGGAUUUGGACACACCCCGGUAAACAGGUUUGGAGGAAUAGAAAAGCCAACAGAUAUUUAGAUAGACAGUGUUUUAAUUUUAUUUAAUUUUAAUGAUGAAGCAGCUGAACUUUGACCUGUAGGAGAUGUCUUUGUGAGACCUCGGCUUCUUGGUGUUUUUAUGUUUAUUAUAUAGAUUAGUUUUAGAGGUGUCCCGAUAUAACUUUUUUACCUCGGAUACGAUACCGCUUUUGUAGUCUUCAGUAUCGGCUGAUACUGAUAUUGAUCUGAUAUUGGCACAAACUUGUGCAUGACAAGUUUUGCACUCACUUUAACGAAAAAUACUGCCACACGGCCGACAUCACCCCUACUCCUUACUACUUUGUUUGUACCUUAGUACACACUGCUGGUGUGAUUACAUUGGCUCUGCAUGAUGGGUCCAGGGGGCACUAUUUUUUUUUUGUAGGAUGGAAGGGGAAGGUCCCGCCCCCUCCGCCUCUGAUUGGCUACAAGUACUGGGCUCUGAUUGGUUAUUCCUUAUGGCUGUGAAACUUCAGCGUCUGUCGGGUUAGGAGAUUCAGAAUUGCAAUAAUGUUCUGUUCAAUAUACAGAGUCGACACCCCCGCGCUCAGAUUUAGCAUGUGAUAACCAAUAGGAGCCCAGCUUUUCAAGCCAAUCAGAGCCGAAGGAGGCGGGACCUUUCCCUAGCAUCUUACGAAAAAAAAAAAUCGCAUCCAGGGGCUGCUGGAUAGAGGCGCCAGCAGAGAAUGGAGUCUGGAAUGGACUGCUUGUAUCGGAGUGCUGAUAUCGGAGAUUUUAGAUGCAGGACGGUAUAAUCCGAUGUUGUUUUUUUUGCUAAUAUCGGACCGAUACCCAAUAUCAAUAUUGUAUCGGGACAGCCCUGAUUGGUUUAGUGAACAAACCAGGUGAGCAAAGGCAUUUAGAUGUGCAGACUUAAGAGGAUCGAGGGGCCGGACAAGGUGGGGUCAAAGGUGGCAGGAACCAACAGCUGUCCAAAAACGAAAUUCAAGGGCGACGGCGGUUUUCUGUGCUCCCUCUGCUUUACUAACACACGCCUGAUCCUCUCGCUGAGUCGGGAUGAGAGGAACCGCUGUGUGAGAGGAGUGCUGCGGAGAUUCAUGUUGUUUCUGAACAAACGCGGAUAACAGUUGGAUUUCACACAAAGAGAAUAAGAUAUAUAACCUCAUGUGAUAAGUAAUACAAGGUACAGGGUUAGAUAUUCGUUUGUCAGAAUGGAAAUAAUGUCCCAGUUUGCUUUUAUUCUUGUUCUGCAGAUUAAAAAAUCAGACUUUUUAAAUUUAACUUUAUCAGUCGAGUACGAUGUAAUUAAAGGAAACAGGAGCCUCGGGUGUGCGCUGACGGCUUUUAUUCUGCACAGAAAUAAACACAAAAUAAAAACGGUCCUGUGUUAUAUCUGUCAUACGAACAGCUUCAUUGUCAGAGUGCUCUGUUGUUGACGUCCAUCUUUGUGUUUCCCUCUGUCUUCAGCAUCUUCUACAGUGUAUGUGUGGCAACAACAUGUCUGUGCCGCUGCUCACCGAGGCUGUGACGGUGUCCGCCAAGGAGAAGGAGACCGCGGCGGUGAGUUCAACCACCAAACCACACUGAUACCCUGACUGAUAACCUUUUGACCCGUGAGUGGAAAAAGAAUCAAACAUCGCCGUUUCCUGGGGCUGUUCAGAUUCUUUGAAAAGAGGAGAAGUUUGACAUCUUCCUGAAUUAAACCAGAUCAGACAUUUAUUGUUCUGUGAGGCUCGAUGUGGAGGCCGGGCAAUUAGAAUAAUCUCUUUAAGGGACUGUGAUAAGAUUAAUGUUGGUUAUAAUUAACUCUGGAAAUUUUGACUUUGUCAUAUGACUUAAGAGCCAAUAAAACUGCAGAAAUAGCAGCAGCCAGUGAGUCUGUUCUUGCCUGCAAAGCUCAGUUAUAGCUGCUGGUGAAAAAAGAACAUGUCUGGUGAAAGAGAAUGAUGAAAGUCACUUCCUGUUUCUUUAAAGAGAGGCGAAAUUAUUGAGACAAGCGAUUAUGUGUACCUUGAACACAGCUCAGUGAAGCAGCCUGUUUCCUGGACGUGUACAACAUCAUCCAAAAAAUAAAUAAAAGGUGUUUUUCUCUCUGUUUAGACUUUAAUUAGAGUCUGGUUGCCGGCUGAAGAGAGACUUGUGCUGACGAGGGUCGGCUUGUUUAGCAAUAAAUCAUUGUCACCCUUUUUAAUCAGCACAGGAGUUGCCUGUUGGUCAAAUGAAGUAUUGAUACUUUUGAUUUUGUGGCCCUGAAAUGCCAAUCAAUUGCCACUCGCUGUACCUGUGGCUAACUACAACUGCUAUGGUCAUUUUGGUUACAAUCAGUGAACUUAGAGAAUACUGACAUUGUGUUCAAAUUUAAACCCCCAUAUUAGAUUUAUAGAUAAACCUGAAGCUUUUGAAUUAAACACAAACAUUUACUUUAUCACUGAUGUUUGAAACAGAAGAAAAAUCCACCAGCAGCUCCACCUGUAGCUGCAGCUGUAACAGGUGAUGUAACAGGCAAAUCACAGUAAGCAGACAGGCGGAGUGUAAAUACUCCUCUGGAUCUGAAGGUAGAAAUUAAAGGAGCUCUCGUCAGGUACGGCGCAGGGAUUUAUUCAGAACAGGAUCAAAGCUUCUUCUCAAACCCAACGUGGAGGAAAAACCUCUUUGAUCCCUUCAAAGAAAGCAGAGUCGCUCAUUUCCAGCAGCGAUUUUGUUUUUAUUCCCUUUCUUGGUUUCUCUGCGGGGAGCAGCGUGUGUGGAAAACGAGAGCCAGAGCUUAUCCUGGCGAAAAAGCAGCAGAUUGGCAGAACAUGCACCAGCAGUACAACAUGUACACACGAGUGAUGUGAUCUGAUUAAUUAUCGAAGAGAAAAUAGAAAAUACUGCACUGCUGAGCGAUUGAUGUUUCAGUGGAAGAUCGUGAUUAGAAGAUCUUUGUUUGUGUAUCUGAAAAGAGAAGCUUCUUUACAUUUGGUCUUUGAGUAAAGAUAAACUUUAUUGAUCAAUAAAGUUCUUCUUUUUGUGUGAAUAUGUAAAAGAACCAGAAAAGUCACCACUGUUGUUUUAAUGUGUUGCAGGUGAUUUUCCUCCAUGGACUGGGUGACACAGGGUGAGUGAUAUUUCUGUCUUGUACCUUUUAUAACCACAGCCUCUGGAGAAAUCCUUUUUUAUAUGAUAUUUUUAUUAGUUUUUAAGGACAUGACACACGGAGUUUAUUAUUGUCGAGUAACACAACAAUAAUAGUAGUUUAUUCUAACGGGAGACGAUGAACCAACAACACCAAAUCAAAAUGAGCUGUUUUGUUCCUGAGAGUCUGAAUAUUUCUUUAAUCAAUAUAUUUAUUGAACUUUUACAUAUACAAGUAUAAAAAACACAACAUCAAAAACAUGGACAGUUGGACAAUGAAAUGUGUAGUUCUCUCAUCUAUAAAAAGACCAUACGUCGAGUUGUCCAGACAACUAUCAAUAACAAUAUCAGUAAAUAGAAAGUAAAAGAUAAAAAAAGGACAGAGUGAUAUGAGACAGAACAGAAAUAAAUUAAAUAAUAAUAAUGAAAUAAAAUAUACAUAUACUCAGCACACUGCAUUAGCGUCAGCGCCCCAGCGUGUCUCCAAAUCUUCUCAAAUUCACUUGCUUUCUCUCUGGUGAUACAUGUUAAUUUCUCGAGUACAACACAGGAAGCCGUCUUUUUUGAUAAUUUGAUAGUUAACACACUCUUCAUUGAUUUUAUGUGUUUGUUUUUAACACAUAACACACAAGAAACUUCUUUCAACACGUUUUAAAACGGGGAUAUGGAUGCUCUGUAUGGAUAAGAGCAAUGUUAGACCUGCACAGGCUUGAGGAGACAGCAGGUGGUGCUAGCUCUGCUACUGUUAGCUUCUCUCACAAUUUGACUUUGUUGACCAGAAAUCGGUCGCUCUGAAACAUCUCUGUUUGUAACACCGAAGCUCCAGUGAGGAGUUCAACGCUGUCCUAAAACAAACAAGACUGAAUAGAAAUGCCUUUAUGUGAUGUGUAAUUGUUAGACCACAUGUUGUGCUCCAGCUGCUGUUCCCUUGGGUCUGAUAGUAAAAAAGUGAAUUAUUUUGUUGAAACUGGAAUCAAAGAGCUGUUUCUGUGUGUUCCCCUUCAGGCACGGGUGGGCAGAAACUCUGACGGAGAUCCAGCCGUCUCAUGUCAAGUUCAUCUGCCCCCACGCGUGAGUCUCUUUCUUCUACAAUCCUUCUGUUAAAAUUAAUGUCUUCAAAGUUACGACAGUUCAUAACCAGAUUUAUUAUAAGUCAUUGAAGUAACAUAAAGCUGUAGGGGAAGGUUAUAUUUGGAUGAAGAGGAUUUCUGUGAUAGAUGUUGUAAAUUUCCUCACAUUUUCAGUGAUAAACAGUCACGUUCACUGAGCUUUUAUGAUUGAUUUUUAAGAACAACUGGAGAUAAAGUCAAUUUUUCAAUCUGCUGUUUCGUUUCUCCCCACAGACCCUCAAUCCCAGUCACUCUCAAUAUGAAAGCGACGAUGCCUGCGUGGUGAGUUGGCGUGUUGAAAACACGAAACAGCCAUUUAGCUCAACAGUGGAUUCUAUUGUUUCCGUGGAAACCACAAUUGGGCCUCCAUACUGGGAUUGACAAUAGUGCGAUUGUAUCUAUUGAUUCGUCUAAACCCUCGUUUCUGCAUGUGCGCAGGUUUGACCUCAUGGGGCUCAAACCCGACACCCCAGAGGACGAGUCUGGAAUCAAGAAGGCAGCAGACAACAGUGAGUUCUGUUAAAGACCCGGUUAAAAGAGAUGUCGUUUCUCACCCUGUGGACUUCUCUGUGAGCUUUUUCUGCUGUCAGAGAAGAUCAAUCAGGUCCACAGUCACUGGAAAGCAGCAGUUCACCCUUGAAAGUCCCUAAAUCAAAGACUGGCACGGUUUAAUUUGUCAUGAACACAUAAUGUUGUUGUGGGGUGAUAUGUAAAAACCAGGGGUGUCCGAAGAGAAACCAGCGCAGCAAGGAUUUGUCAUUUUGUUUGUUCAUUCAGAUGCUGAUGAUGAGUGUCAGAGAGCUGUGAUUGAGCCGACCAAUUACCUCACAAACCAAUCAAUGAUGUUCCUUCCUUAGUGAUAUACACCGUAGUUUAACGGGACAUAAGCAACACACCGUCAGCAGUUUACUACAAAAGCUCAAUACCCUUACGUUUCUGACAUUAAAGAGGCGAAAGAAAACAAAUAACCUCGCCAUGAAACUUAAGCCCAGCUCAGUUUGGUGGAGAUAAAGAGGUGGGGACUAAAGGCAUUAUCAGAUAAGUGCGAGUCCUUUAUCAAGGUAAACAGAAUUGAAUCUAGGUCAUUUGAAGAGGCAAAUGUAUUGGCAAUGUCACCACCAGCCCGAGGUUUUUACAUAACCCGUCCACCAGAGGGCGUUGUCAUAUCACAAAUACAUUUUUUUUUUUUUAUUGACAUAAAACAUGUAAUUAAUUUUUGUGUAACAUCCAAAUAAAACUUGAUUUUAAUUUUUUCCCCCUGAUGCAACUUGCUGGACUCAUAUAAACCAAAAUACUCUCAGGAACUAACAGAUCCCAGAACUCCUCAUCCUGCAUCUUUUCUGCUGUUGUUGUCCACGACUUUAACAUCACGGUUUGAUAAGUCAAGGCUGAACUAGAUGAGCUGUCUCUUCUGAAUCACAGGGACUCUUCUAUGUAGAGUUUGUUUGUUGUCCUUCUGAUUUGUUUCCAUGACGUCUUUUCUUCCUGCUGUUCUCCAGUCAAGGCCAUAAUCGAACAUGAGGCCAAAAAUGGGAUUCCCCCUCACCGUAUCAUUCUCGGUGGCUUCUCUCAGGUAGGUCAUUACAUGAAGUAACCACAAGAGAAAUCGAUGAGACACAUGAAUAUGAAAUUAUGUAAACGAGUACUAAGAGAACCCUUUGUGUUUGUCUCCUCAGGGUGGGGCUUUGUCCUUGUAUACCGCCUUGACCUGUCAGCAUCAGCUGGCCGGCGUUGUGGCCCUUAGCUGCUGGUUACCUCUUCACAAGACUUUCCCUUCGGUACUCUCUCUCUCUCGCUUUUUUUUUUACCAGGAAGGAGAGAAGUUCUCUUUCAUCAGAUUUGACGAACAUUGACUCUUUUACUGGGUAUCGUUUAAGUCUGUCAUGUGUCUUUUCUGCAGGCGUCAAGCGGCAACAAGAAUAUCCCGAUCCUGCAGUGCCACGGCGAGGGUGACCUCAUGAUCCCGCCGCAGUUCGGUGCCAUGACAUAUGAAAAACUUAAAUUUAUAGUCAACCCUGAUCUGGUCAACUUCAAAACGUAUCCGCACCUCUCUCACAGCUCCUGUCCUCAGGUACCGCACUGGGGUCUAUGUGGGUGUUUGUGUGUGUUGCGUACAUUGGCAGAACAAAAGUGUGUGCGUGUGUGUGUUAAUUUUUUAUAUGUCCGAUAAAAGAUGACGUCCUCUAACUGAAAUUCAGAGUAGGAGUAGUUAAAUUUUUAUGGAGGUCCUGAUUUAAGUUGAAAAAGGGAGAAAGACAGUUUGUAUGGUGACAUUUAGACUUCACUUCCUGUCCACUCAGCAGUGUCGUCAAGAUGUAAAACCUUUGUUCAAAAAAAAAAUGCCAGCCGUGCACCGAUCCCAGACAAAACUUAUAGGAAGAAAUGAAAUGCAAAGCUGUCCAUUCAAGCUGACAGAACUUUUGGUGAAUUGGGUGAGCUGUAAUUUAAAAAAAAUCAGGUUUCCUUUUCCGUAAUCUGUCUAAAAUUAAUUUAGGGUCAAACACACCGUAACACCGAGUUAGACACCCCCUCGAGAGAUAAUUGUUGUCUGUGCUCUACUGAAGGAAACGCAGCUCAAGUAUUCACUCCGAGUGUCUCUCUUUCUCUGUCUUUUGCAGGAGAUGGUGGCUGUAAGGGAAUUUAUCGACAAGUAUUUGCCUCGAAUCUGACCUGACCUCAUCUCAUCCCCCACUGUGACCCUCUGAGACACUGACCUCCCACCCCCCAAUCUGCCGUUAUCCCACAGGAAACAGCCAUGAGCACCCAACCGACCCCAUUCUUUUACAACACAUCUGUAACACAACAGACACACAUACACACACGCUCUUACUCGCAGAUUUAAUCAAACAUCACACUGAUCUGAUACCGACAUCGACCAAGUGCUCGCACUCACAAGUCUUAGCCUUUCGGAGGGAGAAACACUGACUCACACAAACAUUCCCUUUGGUUUUAAUUCCAACCCCCCUCUGUGUGUUUCCCUUCACUUUUACCUCAUUUUGCCUCCUCCUUUUUUUAAGCUGUCUCAUUCCUCUGUGCUUUUUACUACAACAUGUUUCCCCAUCCGUCAUUGCUGUGCCAGUUUGUGAGAGAUCUGGUGGAGACCCUGUCAUGACUCUAAGGGGCGCACAGAUCCAACUUUUACAGCCCUGUUAGUAAAACAUUAACUUUGGGUAUCAUUCAAUUACAAAUGAACUCAGACAAUAUGAGUAUUUAAUUGGUUUCUGUCAGCUGGUAUUUUGCAGAACUGGUCAAAGUUUGUAGAUAUUGCUAUUAGCAGUAUGAAAAACUUUAAAACAGCUGAUAAUCAAGGCUCUCUAUGCACAAUACCCAAUCCAACUAAUCGAAAUGAUUGUUGUUCACAUUGAUAACCAUGUCAGAUUGUAUAUCCCUACUUUUGGAUCAGGCUAGGAUAGACAUAUUGUCCUUUUGCUGUGAAUUGACCUGCUUACUUUUGAUGCACGGGUCUGAAUCAUCAGAAAGAAAUUCGAUCAGUCUCAAAGCUCAUUUAAACAGAGACAAUCUAUCUCCUGUCUCUGGGCUUCUUGCCAAACAAAAAAAAUCACAAAAUUUCUUGAGGUGAAAUUCAAUCUGACUGCCUGUCCGUCUUGAUUUAAGUCGUUCUCCACCACUAAGUCUCGCUGACAGUCCUGCACAGCUUGUCAGGGUGUUACAUGGGUGACCACUUACCUGUAAAUGUUGAAACCAACAGAAAAGGACCCGUAUGACUCACUGGUGAUUGUGAAAAAGCAUCUUGAAAUCUGAAUUUUAAUCCAGUUGAAAUAAAACUAACCGAUUGACAUCCUCGCCACCCUGUGCUUUUUAUUUCCAAGCUCCCUCACCUGCAUGUUGGCUGUUUCUUUCUGCUUUGUGUGAUUCUUUCUGCAGAACUGCCUCAUCGGAGAUUCUUUGUUUUCGUAUUUAGAUUGUAAGCUCAGAGGGGAACGGCUGACCAGAAUGAGUUGCAUGAAAUAAUGCCUCUAUCUGGAUGGUUGCAGGCCCUCACAGACUGUACACCAUGAGUCGUUUCACUGUUCCUUCCCUGUUUGAAACAUCUUUACACAUCCAAGUGCAUCAGUACCACCUUCACCAACCAUAAAAAACUCCUCCCUCUGUAUCUUUUCCCGCUGCAUCAGAGCAGAGUUUUAAUUAAUCCCCCUGAAAACCGAAGAAAAUAUCUAAUCCCCAGCUCCCUCCUUUGUCAACUAACUGUAACCCACUAAUAGAUAAUAAAAGGUCAGAUUUUAAACUAAACUCAACUCUACUAUGGUUCACUUCUUUAAAAAAAAUAGGCUUUACAAUGGGAGGGCUUUGGCAAAGAGCUGUUCUAACAUGACUGAAGGGUGAUUUUAUCUAAAGUAAUCUUGAACAACUUGAGACCCUUGGACAGAGGAGUGUAACUUUUAGGAGUCAUGUGUGCUUAAAACAUCUAUCAGGUGUAUUACAUUUUCCUUUUUGUGAAUGUUCAUUUUGCUCUUGACAUUCCCUGACCCCUCUUCUCUAACCUGAUUGGAAAAAAGAAAACUUGAGGUGGAAACGGAGAAAAGACAUCUUUUUUGAUUGUUGUACACUAAUCAAUGAAUGUCUCUUUUAUUUCCUCGAGUCCUUACAUAUUUGCUUCCUUUAACUUUUUAUUCUUUUCUCCUCUUGUGGCCAUUUUUUAUUAUUCCAACAUUUACCCCCAUGUGACAACAUUGCACUGUCCUGUGUGUUUUCUCCUGGGUUCUAUGUUGUCAUAUGUAUUUUCUAUUUUUUUUUAUUUUUUUUUGUUAUUGGACUUGUGUUUUGUUGUGUUUUGUCAUUGUUGUCAUCUCAACCUUUUUUGUGUCUGUUAUAAUGAUUUGGAUGAAAUAACAUGUUGAGGUGAGACUGGAGGUCUCUCCACUUCUUUGUUUCCAAAACACCUGUUAUGCGGAAUAAAUGACCCAAAAAGUC
This is a messenger RNA of Xyrichtys novacula (pearly razorfish), 16051 nucleotides long. The record is from the annotation of a GenBank genome assembly. Lineage: Eukaryota; Metazoa; Chordata; Actinopteri; Labriformes; Labridae.